Messenger RNA from Amaranthus tricolor (Joseph's coat), 1399 nucleotides. RefSeq names its product auxin-responsive protein IAA28-like. NCBI's taxonomy places the organism in Eukaryota, Viridiplantae, Streptophyta, Magnoliopsida, Caryophyllales, Amaranthaceae. Bases 252 to 1031 code for a protein of 259 amino acids. The record is from RefSeq and is a predicted model, not a curated record. Gene Ontology annotation, cellular component: nucleus. Gene Ontology annotation, biological process: regulation of DNA-templated transcription. The transcript is spliced from 4 exons. Gene Ontology annotation, molecular function: protein binding.
GUCUCUACAAUUCAAUUUUGAGUUUACUUUGUCAGCCUGAACUCAAUCUAACUCCUUUUAUAUGUAUAUAUACUCAUACUUUACACACAAAUAUAUAGCAAGCCAAACAGGGUAUUAGACUAUUAUACCAAAGUUGGCAACUAAGAAUAUUUCAAGAAAAAAGUAGUAAAUUUUCAAUCUUUGACAAAUUUGAGCUAUUUAAGCAAUUGGGUGAUCUUUAUUUUGUGAUUUUAUUUGUGGGUUUUUAUGAAAUGGAGCUUGAAUUAGGGCUAACUCUCUCAAAUACUCCUCCAAAGAUCCCAAUUUUGAAGGAGUUGGAUUUGAUUAGUUUUGUUAAUUGCAAGGGUAAACAAGUUUAUGAGGAGGAUAAUUGUAGCACUUUGUCUUCCCAAAGUAGUGUUAUUGGUGGUGAUUAUGGUGAAGAAGAAGUAAUUAAUGAUGGGUUUUCUCAAUUCAAGGAAGAUAAUAAUAAGAACAAGAAGAAAAGAGUUUUUGAUGAAAUAUUUGAAGUGGAAAGUUGUAUUGUUUCUAUGUCUAAAACUCUCCCUCUUUUCCUUUGGGAUAAACACCCAAAUGAGGAUCAUCAACAACCUAAAAGGCUAUGCAAUUCCUCUUCUUUCAUCAUCAACAAAAUUGAAGAUGAUUCCAUUGUAGGAUGGCCACCAAUUAAAUCUUACAGAAAAAGGCUUAAUGAUCAAUACCGUCACCAACAACGCCGCCACGAUCGGAAUUUUCCAGCAAUGGAAAAUGGCGGAAGAGGCGUUGUUUACGGCAGAUCAAGGUCAAUGUUCGUCAAAGUGCAAAUAGAAGGUUUUUUCAUUACAAGGAAGAUUGACUUGAAGCUUUAUAACUCUUAUCAAGCUCUCAUAUCUAGUUUGCUUACUAUGUUUGCCAAAGGGCAAGAAAGCAUGGAUGAUUAUGAGCUUACUUAUCAAGAUAUAAAUGGUGAUUGGCUACUUGCUAGAGAUGUGCCAUGGAGGUAUUUCAUGGACUCGGUUCAACGACUCAAGUUAAGGAGAAGAGAUGAUUAAUCACGUGAAUGGAAGAAACUUAAACAUGGUUGAAAUAGUAAUUAUAAUUAGUAGAAUUAAUUACCUAAAGAGUUGUUUGGAGAGGUGUUUAACGUAAUUAAAUUAAAUGUGUGUUGUAAUCUUGCUCCAAAUGAUUUUACUGUAAUAUAUUUAAAUAGUUUGAUGCUGCAAUCAGAUUUUGUUUGUUGAUCAUGUACAUGAAAUUGCUCUAGUUAGCACGCAACAUAGUUUACUUGUGUUUAUUAGCAUAGAGGAUCUAGUAUAUUUCAUUCGUUUAGAAAUACUUGCUACAUUUUUGUUAAGCGCACUAUUUAUCUUUUAAACUUAUUUUAUAUAUUGCGACUAAUGUGUAAAUAAAAAUAUAGUCA